AUGGGUAACGCUAGUUCCAUUAAAAAAGGCGAACCCGCAGAUGUCAAGGCCUUUUUGGAUGAUGCUAAAAAAGAGUUUCUUGACAAAUGGGAAAAACCUUCACAGAAUACCGCUUGUUUAGAUGACUUUGACAGAAUCAAGACUCUUGGAACAGGUUCAUUUGGUCGUGUUAUGCUUGUGCAACAUAAAGCCAAAAAGACAUAUUAUGCCAUGAAGAUCUUGGACAAGCAGAAGGUGGUGAAGCUCAAGCAGGUUGAACAUACCUUAAAUGAAAAGCGCAUUCUGCAGGCCAUCAAUUUUCCUUUCCUUGUUAGGCUUAAUUAUUCAUUUAAGGAUAAUAGCAAUCUUUACAUGGUAUUGGAUUUCAUUAAUGGUGGUGAAAUGUUUUCUCAUCUGCGAAAAAUUGGGCGAUUCAGCGAAAGCCAUGCUCGUUUCUACGCCAGCCAGGUAGUUCUAGCCUUUGAAUACCUUCAUCAUCUUGAACUUGUGUACCGCGAUCUCAAACCAGAAAAUAUCCUGAUUGACGAACAUGGCUAUUUGAAGAUCACAGAUUUCGGCUUUGCCAAACGAGUAAAGGGUCGAACCUGGACACUUUGUGGAACUCCCGAAUACCUCGCUCCAGAAAUCAUCCUUAGCAAGGGAUAUAACAAAGCUGUAGACUGGUGGGCGCUUGGUGUUUUGGUUUAUGAAAUGGCAGCGGGAUAUCCACCAUUCUAUGCUGAUCAGCCCAUCCAAAUAUACGAGAAGAUCGUUUCUGGAAAGGUUCGAUUCCCAUCACACUUCAGCUCGGAUUUAAAGGAUCUCCUUCGUAAUCUCCUCCAAGUCGAUCUGACCAAACGUUAUGGCAAUCUGAAGAACGGAGUCAAUGACAUUAAGAAUCAUAAAUGGUUUGCCUCAACUGAUUGGUUUGUCAUCUACAAAUGCGAGGCAACACCGUUUGUGCCGAAAUGCAAAGGUCCCGGUGACGCGGACAACUUUGACGAAUACGAAGAGGAACCUCUCCGUAUAUCGGCCACAGAGAAGUGUGCCAAGGACUUUGCUGACUUCUAA
Rodentolepis nana is the source of this 1050-nucleotide messenger RNA. The record is from the annotation of a GenBank genome assembly. NCBI's taxonomy places the organism in Eukaryota, Metazoa, Platyhelminthes, Cestoda, Cyclophyllidea, Hymenolepididae.